GCACGGGCGCGCCCUCCGCGAUCUUCACGCCUCUCCUUCCCAACCUCGUUCGCUCCUUACCCUUGGUGACGCAUAUCUGUCUCCCCACCUCUUCCCACCACUCGAUAUCACCUUGCUUUCACACCCCACAAUUCGUUUCGUGCAACCUCAUCAUGGUGGACAGUAAGGUCCCCCAGCCGGGACCAGCCAAAUUGAAGCGCAAUGCAGGCCCGGACCAGUGGCUGGAGGCCGCCAAGGACUGCAAGUAUCUCUCGGAGUCCCAUAUGAAGCAGCUUUGCGAGAUGGUCAAGGAGUUCAUGAUGGAAGAAUCCAACAUCCAGCCCGUCUCCACGCCCGUGACUGUCUGCGGAGAUAUCCACGGCCAGUUCUACGAUCUGCUGGAGCUGUUCCGGGUCUCUGGCGGGAUGCCCGAUGAACCAGACGCAGAGCCGCCAAAGACGUCACCGUCCGUGAUCACUUCCGAGGAUAUCGAGCCCCCGUCCACCAUCACCGACCCGAAACUGCGGAAGAAGCUGAGGAACUCCGGAAACUCGGAAGACUUUGAUGAGAGCAGCAGUCAGAGGGGUCGGUCUGCGAGCUCAGGAUCAAAGGAACUGGAACUGAACCGGAACUUCGUCUUCCUCGGGGACUAUGUUGAUAGAGGGUAUUUUAGUCUGGAGACGUUGACGCUGCUGCUGUGCCUCAAGGCGAAAUAUCCUGACCGAGUCACGUUGGUGCGUGGUAACCACGAGUCCCGCCAGAUUACCCAGGUCUACGGUUUCUACGAGGAGUGCUUCCAGAAGUACGGCAACGCGUCUGUAUGGAAGGCUUGCUGCCAAGUGUUCGACUUUAUGACCCUGGGAGCCAUUAUCGACGGCAGGGUACUGUGCGUGCAUGGUGGACUGAGUCCGGAAAUCAGAACCUUGGAUCAAGUCCGUGUGGUCGCCAGGGCCCAGGAGAUUCCGCACGAAGGUGCUUUCUGUGACCUGGUUUGGUCCGAUCCGGACGACGUGGAGACAUGGGCUGUGAGUCCCAGAGGAGCCGGCUGGUUGUUCGGAGAUAAAGUCGCCGACGAAUUCUGCCAUGUCAACGACCUGACCCUCAUCGCCCGAGCACAUCAACUGGUGAACGAGGGCUACAAGUACCACUUCACCAACCAGAACGUGGUCACGGUGUGGAGUGCUCCCAACUACUGCUAUCGCUGCGGGAACCUGGCCUCCGUGUGCGAGAUCGGGGAGGACCUCAAGCCGAGCUUCAAGCUGUUCAGCGCCGUUGGUGACGACCAGCGACACGUUCCGACAUCGCGGCCGGGCCGCAGUGAGUACUUUCUGUAAGAUAUCGCAUCAUUGUGCUAUUUUUUUCUCGUCCGCUUGUGUGGCAAGACAUGAGGCGUUACUGCACCGGCGCUGGCGUUGGGAGUGAUAAGAUGGCGCCUAUGCUCGUGGGUGAGACAGGUUAUGAGCAUCAUAUAUUACGAUCUGGGACAGUUAAUGAGGUGUGGUUAUACAUGGUACAGUUUGGUCGGGGGGUUGGUAGUUUAUUGUCGCAUUAUGAUGAAUUGGAUGAUUGUUAUGAU
This is a messenger RNA of Aspergillus heteromorphus CBS 117.55, 1555 nucleotides long. It is a transcript of the gene sitA, whose product is annotated as TOR signaling pathway phosphatase SitA. The coding region runs from base 153 to 1313 and encodes 386 amino acids. Gene Ontology annotation, molecular function: protein serine/threonine phosphatase activity. The transcript is spliced from 4 exons. NCBI's taxonomy places the organism in Eukaryota, Fungi, Ascomycota, Eurotiomycetes, Eurotiales, Aspergillaceae. Gene Ontology annotation, cellular component: cytoplasm. The record is from RefSeq and is a predicted model, not a curated record. Gene Ontology annotation, biological process: G1/S transition of mitotic cell cycle; peptidyl-serine dephosphorylation.